Molecule: messenger RNA, 1266 nt
Organism: Penicillium salamii
Lineage: Eukaryota; Fungi; Ascomycota; Eurotiomycetes; Eurotiales; Aspergillaceae
Source: the annotation of a GenBank genome assembly
AUGUCAAUUUCGAUCGGCCAAAAUUUUGAGCCAACAUCUUUUGUACAUUUACAGUCAGGAGUCCAUUCAGCGCUCGCGUCUCAAUGUUCACCAAGGAAGAAGGUGACUGGCUUCUUGCAAGAGCAUCCCGGGGGCGCCCAGGCGAUUCUACGAUGUGCUGGAAGGGACGCCACUGAGGAAUUCGAUCUGAUUCAUCCUGCUGAAACACUGAAGGAUAUUGAGUCAGCAUAUCUAGGGACGUCCGAGCCACAAGAGACUGAACACCUACCCCCGAACCUCAAUCCAGAAGCCAAGAUAAACCUCAGCGAACUGCUAAACUUGGAUGAGAUCGAAGAUGCAGCAACAAAAGUGAUGAGCAAGAAGGCAUGGGCAUACUAUUAUUCUGCCUCGGACGACAAGAUAUCGAAGCUUCUUAACACACAAGCCUACCGGUCAAUUCUGCUCCGACCACGUAUAUUUGUGGACUGUCGAAAUUGUGAUCUUGACAUGACAAUCCUUGGUCACAAAGUUGGACUGCCCCUGUUUGUCAGCCCGACCGCUAUGGCACGGCUGGGGCAUUCCACAGGGGAGGCUGGAAUUGCUCAAGGAUGUCGCUCAUUCAAUGCGCUCCAGAUUAUCGCAAACAACUCCUCUGUCUCCCCUGAAGAUGUUGUUUCCGGUGCAGCACCCACACAGGUGUUCGGAUGGCAGUUAUAUGUACAGCUCAACAGAAAGUCUAGUGAGGACAUGUUAGCGCGAGUCAAUCGUCUUGAUCAAAUCAAGUUCAUUGUCUUGACUCUGGAUGCACCAGUCUCCGGGAAAAGAGAAGACGACGAGCGAGUAAACAUUCAGGCUACCUCGUCGGGAAGCAUUAGCACCCAGCUAUUUGCUGGGACAGACCCGUCUCUCACUUGGUCAGAUACUUUGAAGUGGCUAUCGAGACAUACCCAGAAGCCCGUGAUCCUCAAGGGAAUACAAACACACGAGGACGCACUUCUGGCAACUCAGUAUGCCCCCUUUAUCAAAGCGAUCGUCCUCUCAAAUCACGGAGGAAGAUCGAUCGAUACAGCACCACCGGCUGUGCACACCCUCCUAGAGAUCCACAAGUAUUGUCCCAGUGUUUUCGAUCAAGUCGAAGUAUGGGUCGACGGUGGUGUUCGCCGGGGCACAGAUGUCAUCAAGGCGCUCUGUCUUGGAGCCAAAUGUGUUGGAAUAGGAAGACCGGCUCUGUGGGGUCUAGCUGCAGGUGGCGCAGAAGGCGUUGAGCGAGCAUUGCAAAGUGAGUGA